This is a messenger RNA of Ostrea edulis (European flat oyster), 598 nucleotides long. RefSeq names its product C-type lectin domain family 17, member A-like. Gene Ontology annotation, molecular function: signaling receptor activity. The record is from RefSeq and is a predicted model, not a curated record. The coding region runs from base 1 to 576 and encodes 191 amino acids. The transcript is spliced from 4 exons. NCBI's taxonomy places the organism in Eukaryota, Metazoa, Mollusca, Bivalvia, Ostreida, Ostreidae.
AUGGAAUCGGAAAUGAAUGACAAAGUGUCCAACGCAAGCCUUGUAGGAGAGUACCACUCGGAUUCCCCUAUAAUGUGCUCUGGAUUUGGGCAGUUUAACUACUUAGCAUUUAACGCCAAGGAGAAGAAAUGUCGAGUACAUACCUGUUACCCAGCAGGUUGUGGUUACGAAUGGUUAGAAUACAACGGUCACUGUUACUUUUUUGGUGCAACAGAACUCACGUGGACAGAAGCCCGGAUGGCAUGUGGGGACAGAUCCUCCCAAUUAGUAGAGCUUGAGGAUAUUGAAGAAUCCACAUGGCUUGCUUCCACAUUUCUUUACAAAGAUACAUGUCCCACGUUCAUUUAUUAUGGCUGCUCAGCUUGGACAGGAGGGAAUGAUAUCUGGGCGGAGGGCGACUAUAGGUGGCACCACUCAAAUUUGAGCAUGGAGUUUAAAAACUGGAAUCCAGAUCAACCAAGUGUGCAUCAUGAUAAUGAAGAGGAAGACUGUAUCGCGAUCCUUAGAAAUGGUAAAUGGAAUGAUCAAGGCUGCAAUGAAAGGAAUUCGUUCAUAUGUGAAAAGAAGAAAUGCUAAAAUAUAAAUACCAUUGAUGCAA